GUUUCUGCGCAUGCUCGGUGCGCCCCGAGAAGGUCAGUCGAUUGGUGGGACGGGGAGAGAUCAAAGAUGUGGUACGAGAUCUUGCCGGGUCUCUGCAUUAUGGCUGGCUGCCUGACGGUGCCCGGUUUCGCUACCAUCUACCUUCACAAGUGGACGAACGGCGGCAAGGAAAAGCGGAUUGCUCGUUUACCAUAUCAUUGGACCCUGCUGGAUCGAGACAGAAGAGUGUCUGGUUGCAAAACCUAUUACAAAGCAAGGGGAUUAGAAAACAUCGACUGAUGGGCUUUUCACCUCAAACUACGGGACCCAUGACCCUGCAGGAGACUGGUCACUAAAACCUGAACUUUAAUCUUUGUUUCAUGAAGUAAUUUAGAAUAAAAUUGAAAAUAAAAAUGUGAACUAGU
This is a messenger RNA of Carcharodon carcharias (great white shark), 404 nucleotides long. RefSeq names its product NADH:ubiquinone oxidoreductase subunit A1 (gene ndufa1). The coding region runs from base 67 to 279 and encodes 70 amino acids. The transcript has 3 exons. Lineage: Eukaryota; Metazoa; Chordata; Chondrichthyes; Lamniformes; Lamnidae. The record is from RefSeq and is a predicted model, not a curated record.